UCAGCUGCCUGACUGCCAUCAGACAGCCACCCAUCAUGGAGAGAGCAGUGGUGCAAAUCACCCUCUUUGGGCUGCUGCUGGCUUUGGUUACCUCACUGCCAAACAAGGAUGACUGGGACAUCUACAGCUUUCACAUCAACUCCACAGCGAGCAGUCGUUAUGCAACCACUGUCAUCUCAAGCCGUGUGGCAAAUCGUAUGAACGAGUCAAAGGAAAUAGAAUUCCAAGUCCGCAUUCCCAAGAACGCCUUCAUCAGUAAAUUCAGAAUGUUUAUAGAUGGCCAAGUGUACGAUGGCGUUGUGAAAGGUAAAGAGAAAGCUCAGGAGCAGUACACUGAGGCUGUGUCCCGUGGCCAAAGCGCUGGGAUCGUCAGUUCUGUAGGGAGAACCCUCGAGGAAUUUAAGACCUCUGUGAACGUGGCUGCUCACAAAAAGGUCACGUUUGAACUCACGUAUGAGGAACUGCUGAAACGCAGGCUCGGCAAGUACGAGCUACAAAUCCAUGCUCGACCUAUGCAGCCUGUCAAAGACUUCAAGAUUGAUGUGCACCUUAUUGAGGAGACGGGCAUAAAUUUCAUUGAAAUUAAAGGAGGACUAAGCACCGGCGCCCUGACUAAUGCCAUCACCAUAACCCAUGCAGACAAAGAGUCGUGGGUGUAUCUCUACCCGACAGAGGAUCAACAGAAAGUAUGUCACAGCUGUGGAGAGCAAGGCAUGAAUGGAGAACUGGUUAUUGUUUAUGAUGUCAACAGGGACACCUCACUGGGACACAUCAAGACAUCAGAUGGGUACUUUGUUCAUCACUUUGCUCCGUCUAGUCUUGCCCGCAUACCAAAAAAUGUCGUCUUCCUUAUUGAUAAAAGUGGCUCAAUGCACGGCAAAAAAAUACAGCAGACACGAAUAGCCUUAAUCCACAUCUUGAAUGACCUGGCAGAGGAGGAUUACUUUGGUCUAAUCGUUUUUGAAGGCAACAUUUUUCACUGGAAACGAGAACUUGUUCGGGCCAACAAGCAAAACCUGGAGACUGCCAAGACAUUUGCGCAGGGUAUUGAAGCUAGCGGAGGUACAAAUAUUAACGAUGCCGUGUUGGAAGGAGCACGUAUGCUGAAUUCACAUCCCAGAGAAGGUUCAGCAUCUAUUCUUAUACUUCUCACCGAUGGAGACCCGACAUCAGGGGUUACAAACCUGGAAGUAAUCCAGUCAAAUGUCAGAGGGGCUAUUGCAGACAAAUUCCCACUCUACUGUCUUGGUUUUGGUUUCGAUGUCUAUUUUGAGUUUCUUGAAAAGAUGUCGCUGCAGAACAACGGUGUGGCACGGCGGAUUUAUGAGGACUCUGACGCUAAUUUACAACUGACGGGUUUCUAUGAAGAGGUGGCCACUCCUCUGUUGACAGAUGUGACAAUGAUCUACAAUGGCGGGACCAAUCUAACCAAGACUAACUUCAGCCAGUAUUAUAACGGCUCUGAGAUCGUGGUGGCUGGUCAGAUCACGGACAACGACAUUGAAAGCUUCACCCCACAAGUUUUGGCCAUUUCGAGGAAUAGAAAAUUGACGUUUUCUGAAACAAACACCACUGUGAAGUCAACUGGCACUGUGUCUGACAGACGCAUCCAAAGAAUUUGGGCCUACCUAACAGUCAAACAGCUUCUGGAGAAAGAGCUGCUGUUAUCUGGACCUGAGAAGGAGAACGUGAAGAAAGAGGCCUUGGAGCUGUCACUGAAGUAUGGCUUUGUGACCCCACUCACAUCUAUGGUGGUCACCAAGCCCCAGGGGGAGAGCACAGAUGUGCUCAAUAAACCCAAGGAAGGUGAAACACCGACGGCACAAUUACUUCCUGGACAACAUCCUCCCAUGCUGUAUCAUCAAGCUAUAGGAAAAGCCGAUGCGACACAAUUCCGAGGCGGACACAUCAGUUUUACGCUAACAGGCCCCCCUGGUCAGGCAAUAAUUCCUAUAAUAGGCUCAUACGGUGGGGUGGCAGUAAUGCCAGAUUUGCCGGUCUUGAUCCCUGUCUUAGACAUCAUGACAUCAAAUGUUCCAGUACAAGCAACACAUGCUCCUGUUUCCCACAGGUUUUUGAUAAAAACUGAGAGCCAGUCUCUUCCUCUGUGCUUUGAUGUCACUGGAGGCCUUCGCCUUAAACUAUUUCAUGAUCCUGACAGAGAGCUGACUGUGAAUGGCGAGCUUGAUUCAGUAGCAUAUGGGGGCUUCAGAAAGAUUGCCAUCCACGUCAAGACAGACCUGUAUGUUGAGAUUGACACCAGUGGAAUCACUGUACGAGAGGGACAGACUCUGAUACGAUACAGUGGACAGGACCUCGUCUUGGCUGGAAGAUUGACAAUGACUAGGCGGGGGUCGGAAAUAGAUGUUGAGACUGGAGGCACACGCAUAGUCAUCUUAAUUCACAUGAAGGAUGGUCAAGAAUUCUUGUGGCCAGUUUUAAGACAGCAGCCAUCGGACACCAGUGAAGGAAUUUUAGCUCUAAAGCCAGCAGUUUAUGAGGAGGUGCAACAAAGCCCCUUAACCAAAGUUAAGAUACAAGACCAGGAGACUGAUGUUACCAGGUCCAAUGCUGUUGACUACAGUAUUGUCUCUCAUCCGACACUGGAUUGCUGGCUCAUGUCUGCUGAGUCUGCCCUGCAGAGACGCCUGGAUGAUUUCACUGUUACACAACUUUAACUGGAAACUAUGAUGAAUCAUUUGCAAAGAUUUCAUUCAAAAGAAAAAUAAAGCCAACACUGAUUCAUUACGGAAAAAGACUUUCCACCAGUUACUAGAAUAAACAAAUCAAAUCCCA
Messenger RNA from Plectropomus leopardus (leopard coralgrouper), 2796 nucleotides. The record is from RefSeq and is a predicted model, not a curated record. Lineage: Eukaryota; Metazoa; Chordata; Actinopteri; Perciformes; Serranidae.